CCAGCAUUUCCAUGAGCCUCCUGCUCGGGUUGUACAGCGCCCCGUCGCUCGGGCUGGGCGGCGCGCGCACCGCGUGCGCCACGUCGCGUGCGCACGCGUGCAUGCAGCAGCAGCAGCAGCCGGGUCCUCCGUACGCCGGGCCGCGGUCCACACCGCUUCUGGACACCGUCUCGACGCCCAACGACCUCAAGGGCUUCUCGCUGGCGGAGCUCAAGCAGCUGUCGCAUGAGCUGCGGUGGGAGACCAUCAACGCCGUCUCCAAAACCGGAGGCCACCUCGGCUCCUCGCUCGGAGUCGUCGAGCUCACCGUCGCGCUGCACUACGUCUUCAACACGCCGGCCGACCCGGUGUACCCGCACAAGAUCCUGACGGGUCGGCGCGAGCGCAUGCCCACCCUCCGGCAGGCCGGCGGGCUCAGCGGCUUUGCCAAGCGGUCAGAGUCGGCUGAGCGGGCGCGCCAGCGCGCCGAGCAGCGGGCGCAGCAGGAGCAGGCGCAGCGGGAGGAGGCGGAGCGGCGCGCGCGGGCCUCCCAGCAGGGCCAGCACGGGCUUCAGCAACAGCUGACUGCUGCCCAGCAGACGCAUGCGCGACUUCGGGCAGAAAAUGCGCAGCUGAGCGCCGCGUCCCAGUCGGCGAGGACGUCCGCCAUCGACAGGCUUGUCGAUACGGUCGACAGCAGCUCGCCUGGCGGCACCGUGCUGUCCGUGGCUGCUGGACCGCUCGCCCACUUCAACAGCCAAUACCAGAGUGACGAUGCUUCGCGAGCUGUGGGCUAA
This is a messenger RNA of Emiliania huxleyi CCMP1516, 776 nucleotides long. RefSeq lists its product as hypothetical. Gene Ontology annotation, molecular function: 1-deoxy-D-xylulose-5-phosphate synthase activity. The transcript has 4 exons. Bases 12 to 776 code for a protein of 254 amino acids. Gene Ontology annotation, biological process: terpenoid biosynthetic process. The record is from RefSeq and is a predicted model, not a curated record. Lineage: Eukaryota; Haptophyta; Isochrysidales; Noelaerhabdaceae.